AUGGUCACUUUUAAUAAGCUGUUGUUCAUUGGUUUGGUUGAGUCUAAGAAAGAUAAAGUUGAUGACUUUUUAAUUAGAAACCUAUGGCCUAACCUUGAUUUUGAUUAUGCUUGGGUGCCCUCUGUGGGUGCAUCGGGUGGCUUGAUAUUGAUUUGGAAUUCUGCUAUUCUUAAUUCAGUGUCUAUUUCAAAAGGUUCUAGGUGGAUUUGUAUGGACUUUUUCUAUCAAAACUCUUCUUAUCGCCAUAUUCUUAUUUAUGCUAGCAAUGUUGCUUCAGAGAGAGUGCUUUUUUGGCAGGAACUUCGGCUAUUAUUGGAUGUUCCCAUGAUCAUUUUUCUUAGCGGAGACUUCAAUGAGAUUCUGCGCCCGGAGGAAAGAUUGAAUUGUGUGGGAUACUCGCCUUCGAUGUUAGCUCUCAAUGAUUUCAUUAAUUCAGCAGAAAUGAUUGACCUUCCAAUUCACGGGAGGCGAUUCACAUGGAAAAACUCAGCUUCGCGAUCAAGAAUUGAUAGAUGUUUAGUCUCGGCACAGGCUGGCUUAUGUUGGCCGAAUCUCUCCCUAUCUGCCUUACCUCAGGGGCAAUCUGAUCAUGUGCCAAUUUGUUUUUGGUCGGCCAGUAGCUUUGAUUGGGGGCCACGUCCUUUUCGCUCGGUUGAUGCUUGGUGGGAGCAUGAGAAUUUCAGUACUUUCGUCUCGGAUUCUUGGAGCUCUAUAUGUUCCACUCCUGAUAAUCUAACCCAGAGAUUGAAGAAGUUGCGGUUACUUAUUAAGGAAUGGAACAACAAUGUUUUUGGCGAUCAAAACAAAAUCAUCAAGGAUCUUAACUGUACAAUUUUAGCAAAGGAGUUGGAGGCUGAAAAUAGACAGUUAAAUGAGGGAGAGGUUAAUGAUUUAAUAGCUAAUAAAAAUGCGCUAUGGGUGGCAGAAAAAAGAAUGGAGUCUUUAUGGAUUCAAAAGUCUCGCCUCAAUUGGAGUUUAUCUGGUGACAAAAAUUCUAAGUUUUUCCAUAGCAUUGCCUCUCAACAUCACAGGAACAAUUAUAUUUCUGCUAUUCUAGUAGAAGAUGUCAUUUACUCAGAGCCAACUGCGAUGAGAUUUCACAUUAGGGAUUUUUUUAAUUCCCUAUACAGUUGUAAAGAGAGGGUGCCGUAUGAUAUUUCAGAUUUGGGUUUUAGAAAGUUAACCACGGUGCAGGCCGAUUGUUUGAUUCAGAAGUUUGAUGAAAAUGAGGUCUUCUUUGCUAUUUCCUCUUUGAAUGAGAGAAAAGCGCCGGGUCCAGAUGGUUUUAACUUCUUUUUCUAUCGUCGUGCUUGGUCUAUCAUGAAAGCAGAAAUUCUUGAUAUGUUUUCGACUUUUCAUAGCUCGAGCUCUUUGCCGAAAGGAAUUAAUACUUCUUUCAUGGUUUUAAUUCCCAAAGUAAUUGGCUCAUCUAAUAUCAAGGACUUCCGCCCUAUUAGCCUGGUAAACGGUUUAUACAAGCUUUUAUCAAAGACUUUGUCCUUACGGUUAGCUCCCCUCCUAUCUUCGCUUGUUUCGGAAAGUCAGCACGCUUUCCUUAAGGGUAGGAGCAUUCUCGAAUGUUCUAUGAUUGCUAAUGAAUUAAUUCAUUUAGCAAAUAGACGGAAGGAGAAACUGCUUGUUCUAAAGCUUGAUUUCCAGAAGGCUUUCGACACAAUUGACUGGAUGUAUCUUUUAACGGUUAUGCGUUGUAUGGGUUUCCCGCAGCUAUGGAUUGAUUGGAUGUUUUACUGCCUUUCUUCGUCCACCACGUCAAUUUUGGUUAAUGGUAGUCCUGUGGAGCCUAUCACUCUUCAGCGGGGGGUGCGUCAAGGUGAUCCUAUCUCUCCUUAUCUUUUUGUCUUGGCUGUCCAAGGGCUGAAAUGUCUUCUCGACAAGGCUAGUAAUUUGGGGUUUACCUGUGGUUACUCUUAUUCGGAUAAUUUUGAUCCAGUGUCUCUUUUGCAAUUUGCGGAUGAUACUCUCAUUUUUAUUCCGUAUGAUGUAGUUCAUUUGCAAAAUUUGACCUGGAUUCUUCGUUGUUUUGAGGUUGUGUCUGGUCUAAAGAUUAAUUUUCAUAAAAGCUCUAUUAUGGGAAUUAAUACCAGUGUUGAUGAGUUAGCUACAGCAGCAAGUGUGGUGGGUUGUAAAAUUGAGUCUCUGCCGAUUAAGUAUCUCGGUUUGCCUCUUGUGAGACGUCAAUUAGCCUCUGGUUUUUGGGAUCAUGUUGUGGAUAGAUUUAAAUCGAAAUUGGCUUUAUGGAAGGGGUCUCUGCUCUCUCCUGCAGGAAGGCUAGUUCUUAUUAAAUCUGUCCUUUUCAGUGUGCCUGUUUAUUUUAUGUCAGUUUUCAGUAUGCCAAGUGGGGUUCAGAGGAAAUUGGAGUCUUAUAUGAAGCGCUUUCUCUGGAAAGGUGAUGUCGCAUCUAGAACCCUUUGCAAAGUUUCUUGGAAGAGUAUUUGCCAAGAUUAUGAGAUGGGCGGUUUGGGCAUUUCUAGCCUUAGAGUUAGAAAUCAGAGUUUGUUAUUCAAGUGGGUAUGGAAGUUGCGUUUUUGUUGCAAGAAUUCUCUUUGGUUUACUGUAGUAGCUAGUGGUUCUAAUAUCUCGGAUUGGGAUUCUUUACUUCUUGGGGAUAAUAAGAAAAUGUCUAGUAUCUGGAAAGGUAUUAAGAAGAAGUGCUGUGGUGAUGAAUUUGUGUGGAAAGUUUUUGUUGGUAAUAUUCGAUAUAAGAUUGGUGAUGGUGCUCUAGUGAGCGUUUGGCAUGAUAAUUGGUUGGAAGAUGGGAGGUUGAUUGAGUUAUUUCCUGAACUCUUCAAUCUAUCUAAUCAAAAACACGCUUAUUUAUCAGAUAUUAGGAGCUUCGGUUGGAAGUGGAGAAGGAGACUAAGAGGAUCAGAAUUGUUGCUUUUAAGGAGGUUUCAGAUUUUAUUUAAUGGGUUGCACUUUGUUGAUAAUAGGGUUGAUGUCAUUAAAUGGAAUGCCUCUUCGUCGGGUUUUUCAGCAGCUUCGUUUUGCAAAUUUGUGGCUACGGCAGCUGCUAACCAUGUUCGCAAUAGUGGAGUUGAUAAUAAUGUGCACGUCGCAGCUGCUGGGGGUUUGUCUCAAUCCAACCGAACUGCUGAGCUGAUUCAUGCUUUGAACCGUUACGAUGCUGCAGAGGAUAGGCUGUUUGCUACUGAGGUUAUGCAAAAUCCGGCUGCUGUUGUUGAUUUUCAGGUUACCGCUGCUGCUGCUUCUCAGAAUCACGUUGUUGCUGCUGUUCUUCCGAAUCCCACUGCUGCUGCUGUUCUCCAGGUUACCACUUCUGCUGCUGAUUUUCACAGAAGUGUUGCUGCUGCUGUUUCUCAGAAUCCCGCUGCUGCUGCUGUUGUUUCGAAUCCCACUGCUGCUGCUGUUCUCCAGGAUCCUGCUGCUAUUAAUGAUCAUGGAAGUCGGGCAUCUACUGCUGAUAAUCAAGGGAAGAACAAUAGUGCAGUCCAGGUGAAUUCUUCCUCUUUUACGCAGAUUUGGAAUUCGCAAGCUCCCCCUCGUGUUAAAUUUUUCAUUUGGGUGGCUUUGCAUAAUCGAGUACCUACUUUGGACUUUUUAGCACGUCGUCUUAUAAUUCCUACGGACAACACGAUGUGCUCUCUUUGCAAUGUGUUGGAGUCUCAGGAUCAUUUAUUUAUUCAUUGUGUUUUUGCAAGGAAUGUGUGGUGUGGAGUGCUUCAGAAGUUGGAUAUUGCUUGGGUUUUACCGUUUUCUUUUGAGGAAUUCAUGUUUCAGUGGCAGGCCAUUGUUCCGAGGGGUCCGUACUGGAAGCUAUGGGAAGUUUUAUGGUGUUUGGUUGUUUGGGAGUUAUGGAAAUGUAGAAAUAGCAGAGUUUUCAGUAAUGAGCUUUCGGAUAAAGAGACUGUCAUCUUUAGUUGCUUUACGAGGUCUGCUUUUAUUUAUAAGUGUUGA
Molecule: messenger RNA, 3936 nt
Organism: Mercurialis annua (annual mercury)
Lineage: Eukaryota; Viridiplantae; Streptophyta; Magnoliopsida; Malpighiales; Euphorbiaceae
Exons: 1
Coding region: 1-3936 (1311 amino acids)
Source: RefSeq, a predicted model, not a curated record